Molecule: messenger RNA, 1204 nt
Organism: Brassica oleracea var. oleracea
Lineage: Eukaryota; Viridiplantae; Streptophyta; Magnoliopsida; Brassicales; Brassicaceae
Product: cyclin-dependent kinase B1-1
Exons: 4
Coding region: 78-992 (304 amino acids)
Biological process (GO): signal transduction; G1/S transition of mitotic cell cycle; regulation of gene expression
Cellular component (GO): cyclin-dependent protein kinase holoenzyme complex; nucleus; cytoplasm
Molecular function (GO): cyclin-dependent protein serine/threonine kinase activity; ATP binding; cyclin binding
Source: RefSeq, a predicted model, not a curated record
CUCCCAUUAAUACAGAGAAAAAGAACCCUAAACCACAACCAUCUCUCGAUCACCAGAAGAAACCAACCAACCAACAAAUGGAGAAGUACGAGAAGCUAGAGAAAGUCGGCGAAGGAACCUACGGCAAAGUCUACAAAGCCGUCGAGAAAUCCACCGGAAAGCUCGUCGCGCUCAAGAAAACGCGCCUCGAGAUCGACGAGGAAGGCAUCCCUCCCACGGCGCUCCGCGAGAUCUCCCUCCUCCAGAUGCUCUCCACCUCCCUCUACAUCGUCCGCCUCCUCUGCGUCGAGCACGUCCUCAAGCCCCCUGCGAAGUCCAACCUCUACCUCGUCUUCGAGUACCUCGACACCGACCUCAAGAAAUUCGUCGAUUCGUUCCGCAAAUCCGCCAACCCUAGGCCGCUCGGGGAUCCCCUGAUCCAGAAGCUCAUGUUCCAGCUCUGCAAAGGCGUCGCGCACUGCCACAGCCACGGCGUGCUUCACCGCGAUUUGAAGCCGCAGAAUCUGCUUUUGCUUAAGGAUAAGGAGUUGCUUAAGAUCGCCGAUUUGGGGCUCGGGAGGACGUUCACUGUGCCGCUUAAGGCUUAUACGCAUGAGAUUGUUACGCUUUGGUAUAGAGCUCCGGAGGUUCUUCUUGGCUCGACUCAUUAUUCUACUGCUGUUGAUAUGUGGUCUGUUGGUUGCAUCUUUGCUGAGAUGGUUAGGAGGCAAGCUCUUUUCCCUGGUGAUUCUGAGUAUCAGCAACUGCUUCAUAUCUUCAAAUUGCUAGGAACACCAACUGAGCAGCAAUGGCCAGGUGUUUCCUCUCUGCGUGACUGGCAUGCCUACCCAAAGUGGGAGCCGCAAGACUUAGCACGUGCUGUUCCUUCUCUUUCACCUCAAGGAGUUGAUCUUCUCACGAAAAUGCUCAAGUACAAUCCUGCUGAAAGAAUUGCAGCAAAAACAGCACUUGAUCACCCAUACUUUGACAGCCUUGACAAGUCCCAGUUCUGAAGCUUCAUACUUCCAUACAAGAAUACGACUCAUCUUUGAGUGGAGAAGUUAUUUGAUAAAACUUGUUAUCAUCAUUUUGGUGAAUCUAAACGUUUGAUUUCUGUUGCUUUCCGACACAUCAGUGUCAUGUUUGAAUUAUAGAUUUGUUUUCUCAGUUCAAUGUAAAACACAAUGGUUUGGUAACAACGGUAAGAUUCCCUAUAAAAAACUUG